Molecule: messenger RNA, 3393 nt
Organism: Carassius carassius (crucian carp)
Lineage: Eukaryota; Metazoa; Chordata; Actinopteri; Cypriniformes; Cyprinidae
Product: activin receptor type-2A-like
Exons: 11
Coding region: 852-2384 (510 amino acids)
Biological process (GO): activin receptor signaling pathway; protein phosphorylation; cellular response to growth factor stimulus
Cellular component (GO): activin receptor complex; plasma membrane
Molecular function (GO): ATP binding; activin binding; activin receptor activity
Source: RefSeq, a predicted model, not a curated record
GGCCUCCAAGCGGCACCUACAGGAAUAAAGCCUUCUGAACAAUCUCCAGCUGGAAGUGUUUACUGUGGUCUGGAAAAGAGAGGAGGAGUGGAUGAAAGGAGGAGGAGUGGAGGAGAGGAAAAAAACAAAACACUCAGCGCUGUUCGCCAUGUUGUGUUCAGCACACACGAGAGAAUCUGAAGGUUUAUUCCAGCGGACACAUAACGUUUAAACACAGAAACGGAGCUGAAAUGAUCAUCUGAUCCGGGAUCUUUCGUUCGGAUUUCACGGAGGAAUAUACAGUUUAUCCGACACUCUGUGUAUUUGAUUUAUUUUAGAUGUUGCUUUUUUCGGAUCUCAGUAGCCUGUGUUUAAUCCCUGAGCUGGAUUUAUAUUUCCGUGUUGUGGAAUGAAGAUGACUGUGAUUAUAUAAAAUCUUCAAAUGCAUUCAAAUCUUUUUUUUUUUUUAAGAAUUAGGAGAUCAUAUCGGGAUGCUUUUGAACUUGAACCAUGAAUUGGAUUUUUCCCCAUGCAUAUGAACUGAGUGAUCGAUACUGAUACCGAUUUUAGUGCAUAAGCUUCAGGGCCCGCUGCUGUCACUUUAUAACACAGUAUGAUUGUAUUAAUCUUUGAUGUUUCAUCUAUGCACACAGAAACACACGCACUGACCUCCACUCUGAGGAUUUGUCAAAUCUCUCAAACACUAAACCUCUCUUACAGACUUGAACAUUGAUCCGGACCUGUUUGCUCACAAAUAAAUGCUUUUGGCAAUAUUAAAACAUUAAUUUUAGAGGGAGUGAGGGAUUAUCAGAUUGGGUGUUGCUGGGAUUUUUUUUUUUUUUUUUAUUGCACUACAAGAAUCUGCAUUGAAAAUGAGGACAGACACCAAACUGGCCUUGGCCAUAUUCCUCGUAUCCUGUUCAUCAGGUGCGAUUCUCGGGCGCUCGGAGACGCAGGAGUGUGCGUUUUACAAUGCCAGCUGGGAGAAGGACGGCACGAACCAGAGCGGCGUGGAAUCAUGUCUCACAGAGAAAGACAAACGACGACACUGUUUCUCCACCUGGAAGAACCGCUCAGGAGCCAUCGAGAUGGUGAAGCAGGGCUGCUGGCUGGACGACGUCAACUGCUACGACAGCGAGUGUGUGGAGCAUAAGGAGGAUCCCGACGUCUUCUUCUGCUGCUGCGAGGGAAACAUGUGCAACGAGAAGUUUCACUACAGUCCAGAGCUGAUUCAGACCACGUCGAGCACCGAUCCUCCGAAGCCGGACGAGUUUCCCACACUGCUCUACUCUCUGAUUCCCGUCAUGGCUGUCGCUGUCAUCCUCUUCCUCUCGUUCUGGAUGUACCGGCAUCUGAAGCCGUCGUACCCGCCGAUGCUCGUGCCAUCACAGGACCCGUGUCUGAUGCCUCCGUCUCCGUUGUUGGGUCAGAAGCCGCUGCAGCUGCUGGAGCUGAAGGCUCGUGGACGCUUCGGCUGCGUCUGGAAAGCUCAGCUGCUCAACGAACACGUGGCUGUCAAAAUCUUCCCGGUGCAGAAUAAACAGUCGUGGCAGAAUGAAUAUGAGAUGUAUAGUUUGAGUGGAAUGAAACAUGAAAAUAUCCUUCACUUCAUCGCGGCAGAAAAAAGAGGGAAUGGAGUCGACAUCGAGCUCUGGCUCAUCACAGCGUAUCAUGAGAAGGGCUCGCUGACAGACUUCCUGAAGGCGAACGUUGUGUCGUGGAAUGAGUUGUGUCUGAUAGCGCAGACGUUUGUGCGCGGUUUGGCGUAUUUACACGAGGACAUUCCCAACCUGAAGGACGGACACAAGCCUGCCGUUGCUCACCGAGAUAUCAAGAGUAAGAAUGUGUUACUGAAGAGUGAUUUAACUGCCUGUAUUGCUGACUUUGGCCUGUCACUGAAGUUUGAAGCAGGGAAAUCUACAGGUGACACACACGGACAGGUGGGGACGCGGCGGUACAUGGCUCCGGAGGUGCUGGAGGGAGCCAUCAGUUUCCAGCGUGAUUCCUUCCUGAGGAUCGACAUGUACGCCGCGGGUCUGGUGCUGUGGGAGCUGGCCUCUCGCUGCACAGCGGCCGACGGGCCUGUGGAUGAGUUCUGUCUGCCGUUUGAGGAGGAGGCCGGUCUUCAUCCGUCUCUGGAGGACAUGCAGGACGUCGUUGUGCACAAGAAACUACGGCCGAUAUUCAGAGAACACUGGCUGAAACAUACGGGUCUGGCGAUGCUCUGUGAGACCGUGGAGGAGUGCUGGGACCACGAGGCCGAGGCGCGUCUGUCUGCGGGGUGUGUGGAGGAGCGCAUCCUCUCAAUGCAGCGCAUCACCAGCCUCAUCGCCCCCGACGACAUCCUCUCCGUCGUCACCAUGGUUACCAACCUGGACUUCCCCCCUAAAGAAUCCAGCCUAUGAUGCUGUUCUCUCGGCCAAUCAGAGCACAGCGUGUGCGAGAGAAAACCGUACUCGAGCUAAAAGAGCGCGGGGAUAAUUCAACGACUCACACUUACACACGGAGGAACUCACCAGAUCAAACACACACGGAUGUCUCCGUCUGCACCAAAACCUCUUUUAUGCAUAAACGAAAGACUUUUGUGUUUUCUAUGAACAGCAGCUCUUAUGAUUUUAGUAUAAAAUAGGGUGAAACUCUGGACUGCGUUUGCCGUUUCUUUUCUUCGAAUCAUUACAGUCUUGCCAAUACGGGACACGGAUUCUUGAGGAAUUAUGCUGAAAUAACCAUGAACCUCCCUAAACAGGUAUACCUCAUCUUGAUUUCUUGUGCUUUUUUCUGAACAGCGGCUACGGAGGCGAGACGAGUCGCUGUAACACGCUUGUGUUUCUGCCUUUAGCUUCUCUGCUUCAUCUCAUGGCAGCCUUCACUGCUCUUUCUGAAGGGGUCGUAUCAUGAGGAGUCAACGCUCGCUCCACUGAAUCACAGAAACCAGGGGCCAAUAUUAACUCUGCCAAUGGUGGAGGAUUUCGGACAGUUUACCGCUCAUGCAACUCUAUUUUUGCAACACAGUUUAGUAACACAUAUGCAAAAUGAGCCUCCAUAUUCAUCUAACCGCACCUGAUGCAUUGUGUUUGUUCAUAUUUAUCUUUUAGUGGAUUUAUAUGAGAAAUAAUCCAGCAAUUUGAGUGAUGGAGAGUUCAUUUGACACGUUUCUGAUGUGGUCUAGAUUAACAUCAGUGGAUUAACAUGUUAAAAUCUGUUUCAUGUUGAGAAACUAGUGCCACUGAGCCACGAUGUCAAACUAUGGAAGCUUAAAAAAAAUGUACAAGGUAAUAGCAACUUUUUAUCUCAUGAUACAGAUUCACUUUUUUUAAAUCCUGAGUUUAUAUCUUGCAAUUCAGACUGUUUAUUUUGAUAUUCACAUUUUGCAUGAUAAAAACUGAGAAUUGUGAAUUUUUCUUGCAGUUCAGA